UCCAAAAUUUAGUGGAAAUUUCAUGUGAAUUUUAAAAAUUCAGACACCCUUAAUAUAUAUACUCUCUCGCUUCCUCUUCACCUUCUCUCACUCUGUAUCUACACACUUCCCUUUCUCCUUCACUCUUUGUUGUAGCUGCCUCAUCUCAUCUAAAUUUAUUGAAAAUGGCCGAUGCUGAGGAUAUUCAGCCCCUUGUCUGUGACAAUGGAACUGGGAUGGUGAAGGCCGGGUUUGCCGGUGAUGAUGCUCCCAGGGCAGUGUUUCCCAGUAUUGUGGGUAGGCCAAGACACACCGGUGUCAUGGUUGGGAUGGGGCAGAAGGAUGCCUACGUCGGUGAUGAGGCCCAAUCCAAAAGAGGUAUUCUUACUUUGAAAUACCCCAUCGAGCAUGGUAUUGUAAGCAACUGGGAUGAUAUGGAAAAGAUCUGGCAUCACACUUUCUACAAUGAGCUUCGGGUUGCCCCUGAAGAGCACCCAGUGCUUCUUACUGAGGCACCCUUAAAUCCCAAGGCUAACAGAGAGAAGAUGACCCAAAUUAUGUUUGAAACAUUCAAUGUCCCUGCCAUGUAUGUUGCUAUCCAGGCUGUUCUGUCCCUCUAUGCCAGUGGUCGUACAACUGGUAUUGUGCUUGAUUCUGGUGAUGGUGUGUCUCACACUGUGCCAAUUUACGAGGGUUAUGCUCUCCCACAUGCAAUUCUUCGUUUGGAUCUUGCUGGUCGUGAUCUUACUGAUGCAUUGAUGAAGAUUCUUACUGAGAGAGGUUACAUGUUCACCACCACUGCUGAACGGGAAAUUGUCCGAGACAUGAAGGAGAAGCUUGCUUAUGUUGCUCUGGACUAUGAGCAGGAACUUGAGACUGCUAAGAGCAGCUCUUCUGUUGAGAAGAACUACGAGCUUCCUGAUGGCCAAGUCAUCACCAUUGGAGCUGAGAGAUUCCGCUGUCCAGAGGUCCUCUUCCAGCCAUCACUGAUUGGUAUGGAAGCUGCUGGUAUCCAUGAGACCACCUACAACUCAAUCAUGAAGUGCGAUGUUGAUAUCAGAAAGGAUCUCUAUGGUAACAUUGUGCUCAGUGGUGGUUCAACCAUGUUCCCUGGCAUUGCUGACCGUAUGAGCAAGGAAAUCACUGCACUUGCUCCAAGCAGCAUGAAGAUCAAGGUGGUAGCUCCACCAGAGAGAAAAUACAGUGUCUGGAUAGGAGGUUCAAUCCUUGCAUCCCUCAGCACCUUCCAGCAGAUGUGGAUUUCAAAGGGGGAGUAUGAUGAGUCGGGUCCAUCCAUUGUCCACAGGAAGUGCUUCUAAGUUCUCUAAGUUCUUUGAUGGUGAGUUCUUUUUGCAUUUGGUUUUUGUGUCUGUGUCAUGUGGACUCAUGGUGGUUGAUGCGGAGAAUGUCAAGGUGGGGGUCAUGUUUGAAGGGAAAGGGUAUAAUUCAUAUAUUGUUGUAUCAUAUAAAGCCUCUCAUGUCAUCAUCGACGUUGUCCAUGAGGGGCUUUUAAGUCCUCAGGAUGUUGAUAACAAAUCCACCUCACCUUCGCCUUGAACAUCUUCUGGGGUUCAACCACGCUUGUCUUUUUUAGUAGGAAUGUUUGUAGCUGGAGAUGAAGAGUGGUUGUGAUGCCUUUCCCUAUCAUUUUCUAAAUUUUUCAUAUUUGAAGGAUUUUUAUUUUUAUUUCUUCCUUCUUGAGAACAAUUAAUGUUAAUAGCUAUUGUAUGAAAGACCUUAUAUUAGUGUCUUGCUUGCCAUAAACUCCACCGAUUGAAAUUAUUAUUAUUAUAUAAUUAUUAUAACUACUUGGUUUGAAA
Molecule: messenger RNA, 1799 nt
Organism: Mangifera indica (mango)
Lineage: Eukaryota; Viridiplantae; Streptophyta; Magnoliopsida; Sapindales; Anacardiaceae
Product: actin-7
Exons: 5
Coding region: 165-1298 (377 amino acids)
Source: RefSeq, a predicted model, not a curated record